Molecule: messenger RNA, 1248 nt
Organism: Penicillium olsonii
Lineage: Eukaryota; Fungi; Ascomycota; Eurotiomycetes; Eurotiales; Aspergillaceae
Source: the annotation of a GenBank genome assembly
AUGGUCCAAACUGUGCCUAACGAGUCUGGCACCAUGACGCUCGGUGUGACCCGCCGAACAAUGGGCAUUAUUCUGCUCCUGCUGGUGGUUGUGCUGUGGACAACCUCCAACUUCCUUGGUAGUACCAUCUUCGCCGACAAGACCUACCCUAAGCCUUUCUUCGUUACCUACACCAACACCUCUAUGUUCAUGAUGCCCCUCUUUAUCAUCCUGGGUCGCCGGACCUGGGCUCUGUGGCGCCUUCGAAAGUUGUCCCAGGUUACCUCAAUUGGCAGCUUCUUGAGACUCGUGGACACUCCAGACCCCAGGGCCGAGGAGCAGAGAAUGCUGCACGAUGACUCUGACGAAGAGAACUGGCGCCCAAGACGCAGCAGUCAGGAUGCUGCGGGCCAAAAGCUGGGAUUAAAGGCCACGGCCAAACUUAGUGUUCAAUUCUGUCUCCUCUGGUUUACCGCAAACUAUUUCGCCAUGAGCUGUCUGCAGUUCACAACCGUCGCAAGCACAACUAUCCUGACCUCUACCAGUGGUGUGUGGACCCUGAUUAUCGGUGCUGUGCUAGGAGUGGAGAAGUUUACGCCCCGCAAGCUGAUGAGUGUCAUCGCUUCACUCAUCGGUAUCAUUCUCAUCUCGCGCGUGGAUCUCUCCAGCUCGGAUGCGGGCGCAACUGGGGAUGGCAACGAGGGCUCCUUCCCUCACAAGUCCACCGGAGAAAUUGCACUCGGCGAUGCAAUGGCAGCUUUCAGCGCCCUCAUGUACGGUCUUUACACGAUCGUCAUGAAAAAGCAAGUCGGUGAUGAGUCCCUGGUGAACAUGCCUUUGUUCUUUGGACUCGUUGGAUUCUCCAACGUAGUCCUGCUCUGGCCAGGAUUCUUCAUCCUCCACUGGACCGGGGUUGAGGUCUUCUCUUUCCCCGAGACCGGCCGAGUGUGGACCAUUAUCUUGUCCAACUCGCUUGCCUCCUUCGUCUCGGAUAUCGCAUGGGCCUACGCCAUGCUCCUCACCACCCCUCUCGUGGUCACCGUGGGCCUCAGUCUGACCAUUCCGCUCUCCCUCGUUGGCCAAAUGGUCUUGCAGGGGCAAUAUGCAAGCCCUCUAUACUGGGUGGGCGCGGCCAUCGUCGUCCUGUCAUUCCUCGUCGUCAAUCACGAGGGCAAGGCGGAGGAUAUCCCCAUCAACCCCGGCGGCGGAAGUCGGCGCAACUCGAGCGCUUACGACAGCAUCCCCGUCGAGGAAGAGGAGAUGCGCUAG